AUGGAUGACGACAGGUUCGGCGACAGCAGCGACAGCAUUGCCGACAGCAGCGACUUGUUCGUUCGUGCUGAUCGGAGCUCUGAACAACCCGCAUCCUCUGCAUCUCUAUCCAGGCGCUCAACCACUAUACAAAAUCCCGACAACGCACCUGAACUCACAUCCAGUCUUAGCUGGAAGGCAUGGGCCCGCGACAUGGGUCUUAAUGAGAACAUAGCUGGCGAAGCAGAGACCAAUGAGCUUCUGAAAUCGUUCAUCGCCAUUCUCAAGCGUAACCAGACGUCCAGCCAAGCCAACGAAACAAAAUGCCAGGUUUUGGAAGCACAAGUGGAAGAGCUCAAGGCACAGUGCGAAGCCGAGCAGGAGAAGGCGGAAGCCUACCGACAGAGCGCACUAAGGAAAGUUACAAACCUACGAAAGGCCACAGUGCAGGCUCAGAACCAGCGAGAGCAGGCGAUCCGCGAGCGAGAACAGCUACAAGACGAGCUAGACAAGGUAGUCGACGAGCGAAAUCGGACCCAAACCGCGCUGAACCAGGCACUCCACGAACGGGACGAGUUACAACGCAAAGUGGAACAGUUACAACACGAACUGGAACAGUCGAAGCGUCAAACGAAACAGGCACAGGAUGAACGAGAUCAAGCAAGACACGACCGUGACGAAAUAUUGUUCGAAUACGAACCGCUUGUUUUUGAUGCGGAUGUACUUGCUGCCGGGCUGAAGCGCAAGCGCCUAAGCGGCGAAUAG
This is a messenger RNA of Microdochium trichocladiopsis, 744 nucleotides long. RefSeq lists its product as uncharacterized. The record is from RefSeq and is a predicted model, not a curated record. The transcript has a single exon. Lineage: Eukaryota; Fungi; Ascomycota; Sordariomycetes; Xylariales; Microdochiaceae. Bases 1 to 744 code for a protein of 247 amino acids.